Messenger RNA from Lotus japonicus, 769 nucleotides. RefSeq lists its product as uncharacterized. NCBI's taxonomy places the organism in Eukaryota, Viridiplantae, Streptophyta, Magnoliopsida, Fabales, Fabaceae. The record is from RefSeq and is a predicted model, not a curated record. The transcript is spliced from 2 exons. Bases 235 to 696 code for a protein of 153 amino acids.
UAAAAUUAUUAGAGCUGUUCAUUAGUCUAACUAAGUUGCCAACAUGCCAUGGAUGUAAAAUCACCAAUUCACAUGACUGCAACAUGGGACGUGGCGACAUAGAAGGAGAAACACGUGUCCCAUGAAGUGGUGAAAUUUGUGAGAUUCUCAAAGAUAAGAAGCAGGUGGUGAACAACAUUCCACGCUUUUCCAGCAAAGCAAGAAGCAAAACAGGAAUCUUCAACUGCAUCAAUCAUGCAGCAAAUGGACAUUCAUGUCCACCUUCCACUACCACCAGGUUUCACCUCUCGCCGCCGCUCCUCUUCACGAUCACAAACCUCUUCCUCCUCCUCCUCAUUCUCCUCCAAUUCCUCUUCCAAAUUCAUCUGUUCCAAACGAAACUUCAACAACGAAUCUCAACCAAACAACGACAGCAACAACAAUGGUGAUAAAUCUUCAACGGAUUGGGACAAAGCAUGGAAGAAUUUCAAGAAGCAAGGGAGGAAAACACUGUUUUCUCAAUUUUCACCAGAUAAGUAUGUGAGCUGGAACCCUAGGCGUACAGAUUUCCCUCUUUCUGAGGAAGUUGAUCCUAUCAAGAGAACAGAGAGAUCAAAUCUCAAUUUAUGGACUAGUCCCACUUUCACUCUUGGUGGAGCUGUUAUAAUUGUCACAUUUCUUUUGUUGUACACUAUUCUUGCACCAAUCAAUAAGUGAUCACUUUUUAUUCAAUUUGUAUAAAAAUGAAAAGCUGUUUGAUUCAAUGAACUGUAUCAAUUCUUAUUUUUUA